AUGGGUAAAAGAAGAAGAGCUGCUAUUUUACCAACUAACAUUAUUUUGUUACAAAAUGUUGUUCGUCGUGAUCCAGAAUCGUAUUAUGAAGAAUUCGUACAACAAUAUUCUCAUUACGAAUCUUUGAGAGAUAUCUUUUUAAUGAACCCUUCAGGAGCUAGUAAGGGAACUGAAUUUGGUGAGUUGAUUGGUUUUGUUUCAGCGGUGUGUGAUUGUUAUCCAAAAGAAACGAGCAACUAUCCUGAUGAAUUGAAGAAUCUUUUAUUGAACAAUCACAGAGAUUUAUCACCAGAAUUAAGGGAAAAAAUUAUUCAAUGUUUAACUAUGUUAAGAAACAAGGGUACUGUUUCGGCAGAAUCCUUGAUUCAAACAAUUUUUCCAUUGUUAUCCGCAUAUAGUAAUUCAUCUGCUGCUUCAGUGAGUGGCCAACACAUCAAAGCUUUAAGACAUCAAAUUUACAGUACAUUGAUUUCACUUUUAAAAUCGGUAAAUACUGGAGCCAAAAACCAGAAAUUAAACAGAUCUACUCAAGCUUUAUUAUUUAAUUUAUUAGAACAAAGAGAUGCACAAGGAUUAUGGGCUACAAAAUUAACUAGAGAAUUAUGGAGAAGAGGUAUCUGGGAUGAUUCUAGAACAGUAGAAAUCAUGACACAAGCUGCUUUGCACCCUGAUGUUAAGGUGGCUAUAGCAGGUACUAAAUUCUUUUUGGGUGCUGAUAAAGAAAGGGAAGAAAAUUUUGAAGAUGACAGUUCAGAUGAUGAAAGGUUUGAUAUGGGAGCAUUAAAACAUAGAAUGCAAAUCCAAAAGAAAUCGCUUAAGAAAACUAAAAAGUUAGAACAGGCAGUGAAAACAAUUAAAAAGAAAAGCAAUGCUAAACAAUCUACAACAUAUUUGAAUUUUUCGGCUAUUCAUUUGUUAAGAGAUCCUCAAGGAUUUGCUGAACAAUUGUUCGAGAAACACUUGAGUGGAAAAAAUUCUAAUAGAUUUGAUUUAGAUCAAAAAAUCAUGUUUAUGAACUUGAUUUCCAGAUUAAUUGGUACGCAUAAGUUAACUGUUCUUGGAAUAUAUUCAUUCUUCUUAAAGUAUUUAACUCCAAAACAAAGAAAUGUUACUCAAAUUAUGGCUGCUGCUGCGCAAGCAUCCCAUGAUUUGGUCCCUCCAGAAUCAAUUUCAACUGUUGUUCGUAAGAUUGCCGAUGAGUUCGUUAGUGAUGGUGUUGCAACGGAAGUUGCAUCUGCAGGUAUUAACACUAUUAGAGAAAUCUUAUCGAGGGCACCUUUGGCUAUUGAUGCUACAUUAUUACAAGAUUUAACGGAAUAUAAGGGAUCUAAAGCUAAGGCAGUUAUGCUGGCUGCAAGAUCUUUAAUUACGUUGUAUAGAGAAGUUGCACCACAAAUGUUAUUAAAGAAAGAUAGAGGUAAAACAGCAAGUAUGGGAUUACAAUCAGGAGAAAAGAAUAAAGGACCUCAAUUCGGGGUUGAAGGUUCUGUCGUUACUUCUAUUCCAGGUAUUGAAUUAUUGGCCAAAUGGAAGCAAGAAAAUGGAAAUGGCGAAGAUGAUGAAAACAACUUAGAAAACUGGGAAGUGGAAGAAGGUAAUACAAGCGAUAUCGAAGGUGAUUGGGUUACAGUCGAAUCUGACAAGGAGUAUGAUAUUAGUGACUCUGAAGAUGAGAAGGAUGUUAAGGAAGAUGAUGCUAAACCACAAGAUGAAGACGAUUCAGAAUUGGAUCUUUCUUCUGAUGAACAAGAUGAGGGCGAAAAGGAUGAUGAUGAGGAAGAUAGACCCGCUAAGAAAUUGAAGACCACAGACAAUUCGGAAGAAAAGAAAGAAGAUGCUAUGGAUGCAGAAAAAGCAAUGGCUGAAUUAUUGUCUAGUAGAAUAUUAACUCCAGCGGAUUUUGCAAAAUUAGAAGAAUUGAAAGUCCAAGCAGGUGUGGAAAAGGCAUUGGGUAUUAAGCACAACGAAGAAGAAGUGGAUUCGACAACUUUGGUUGGUAAAGUUAAAUACAAGCAAUUACGUGAAGAGAGAAUUGCACAAGCUAGAGAAGGUAAAGACGACCGUGAAAAGUUUGGUUCUAGAAGAGGUAAGAGAGAUGCUCCUCACUCUACCACUAAUAGAGAGAAGGCAAGAAAGAAGAAUUUCGUUAUGAUGAUUCAUAAAAAAUCUGUCCAAGGUAAACAAAAGUUGUCAUUACGUGAUAGGCAAAAGGUUUUACGUGCUCAUAUCACCAAGCAGAAGAAACAAGGUCAUUAA
This is a messenger RNA of Debaryomyces fabryi, 2256 nucleotides long. RefSeq names its product Sda1p (gene SDA1). Gene Ontology annotation, cellular component: nucleolus. Gene Ontology annotation, biological process: ribosomal large subunit biogenesis; ribosomal large subunit export from nucleus. The record is from RefSeq and is a predicted model, not a curated record. Bases 1 to 2256 code for a protein of 751 amino acids. The transcript has a single exon. NCBI's taxonomy places the organism in Eukaryota, Fungi, Ascomycota, Pichiomycetes, Serinales, Debaryomycetaceae.